Messenger RNA from Ostreococcus tauri, 714 nucleotides. Its product is annotated as Protein of unknown function DUF819. Lineage: Eukaryota; Viridiplantae; Chlorophyta; Mamiellophyceae; Mamiellales; Bathycoccaceae. The record is from RefSeq and is a predicted model, not a curated record. Bases 1 to 714 code for a protein of 237 amino acids. The transcript has a single exon.
AUGGCGCCGAACGUCGUCGCGGCGGGGUUGGCUGCGGAUAAUUUGAUGAACGCGCUGUACUUUGCCGGUUUGUUCGCCCUGGCUCGAGGGGUGAUGCCGCGCGAGGAAGACAAUAGAAGAAAAAGCACGAGUGUGAGUGAAGAGGUCGACGCAACGCCGGUCGAGGGCGAGGGCGCUGGUGAGCCAUUUAGCGUGCUCAACGCCUCGUACGCUCUCGCUGUCGCCGCGAGCGUUGGAUACGUCACAAAGCUCAUAUGUGCCGCGCUGAACGUGCGCGGGAUGGACAUACCGAUCAUCACUCUGAUUACUGUCAUUCUGGCGACGGCGCUACCCAAGCGUCUCGGUCGCUUGGCGGGAUCUGGUGAGGCGCUGGCGACGCUCGUCAUGCAAGCCUUCUUCGUCGCCGUCGGCGCCUCCGGAUCCAUCGCACACAUGAUCGGCACCGCGCCUUCGCUCUUCUUCUUCUCCUGCCUCCAAGUCGCCAUUCAUGUCGGCUUUCUCCUAGCUUGCGCCAGAACGUUCGGGUUCGACCGAGCGCGCGCGCUCCUGGCCUCCAACGCCUGCGUCGGCGGUCCCACCACCGCCGCCGCCAUGGCCUCCGCCAAGAACUGGCGCUCCCUCAUCGUCCCCGCCAUGCUCGUCGGUGUUUUGGGUUACACCAUCGCCACUUUCAUCGCCAUAGCCUUCGGCAGAGCCGUGCUGAUCAAAAUGUAA